AUGGAUUGUGGUACUAUUGAAGAUGAAGGUAUCAGGGUUGACAACCUUGAUGAUGAUGACAACGCAUGUUGUUGGGAGCCUGCAACAGGGAUGUGUUUUUCUUGCUUAGAAGAAGUCAAAUCAUUUUAUGAAGAGUAUGCUUCGAGAAAGGGUUUUGGGUGGAAGAUUAGAUCUUCAAGAAAAAGGCAAGAUGGAGAGCCCUGCUACUUAAUUUUAUCAUGCUCAAGAGAGGGGUCUAAAGUGUCAAAAAUUUCGUGUACGUUAAAAACACUUCCAAUUAAGGUAAAUAAUUGUCCUGCCAAGAUUGUUAUUAAGUUGGAUAAAGAUGGAUUGUGGAACAUUACAAAAUUUGAACCUGAUCAUACUCACGAGACGAGUCAUACAAAGGCAAGCAAGACAUUUCAAUCUCUUGUUAAAGAUGCAAGAGGACAUGAAAACGUACCAUUUUGUGAAACAGACGUGAGGAAUUAUGUUAACAAGGAACGACACGCAAUAGGAAAAGAAGGUGAUGGAAAGGCCUUGAUAAGCUAUUUUUGCCAAAUUAGGGAACAAAAUUCAGAUUUCUUCUAUGACAUAGAUUUGGAUGAUGAUUUUCACGUAAGGAAUGUGUUUUGGGCUGACGCAAGAAGUAGAGCUGCUUAUGAAUACUUUGGAAAUGUUGUGACUUUUGACACAACAUAUUUGACUAAUAAGUAUGACAUGCCUUUUGUUGCGUUUGUUGGUGUGAAUCACCAUGGUCAAUCAACAUUACUUGGAUGUGGACUGUUGUCAGGUGAAGAUACAUAUUCAUUUGUAUGGCUUUUCAAAUCAUGGCUUCAUUGUAUGCUAGGAAAUGCCCCUCUGGGUAUUGUGACUGACCAAUGCAAGGCUAUGAAAAAUGCCAUUGAGUUAGUCUUUCCUACAACUCGUCAUAGGUGGUGUUUAUGA
Messenger RNA from Cicer arietinum (chickpea), 927 nucleotides. Its product is annotated as protein FAR1-RELATED SEQUENCE 5-like. Lineage: Eukaryota; Viridiplantae; Streptophyta; Magnoliopsida; Fabales; Fabaceae. The record is from RefSeq and is a predicted model, not a curated record.